UAAAGUCACAGUUGUGCUAUUUACAAAUAGAGAUAACAGUACACUUUUAUACAUUUCUACAAAACUUUCAAAUGAAGUUCUUGACGUUGCUCUCAUUUUUCUUGAUAAUACUUGAGUUAAAUUGUGAAGACAGUUUAGUUUUCGUUCAUGUAAUUUUUCGACAUGGAAACCGAACACCAGAACAAAACAAUCUGUACCAGGCCAGUCCAUAUAUGAACGAAACUUAUUUCAAACCUUAUGGAUUUGGACAGUUGACUAAUAAAGGAAAAUUGAAUGCCUACAAUGUGGGAAAAUCCCUGAGACAGCGAUAUAGCGGUUUUCUAGACGAGGAAUACAACAUAAAGUUGAUAGAUGCCAGGAGUAGCGAUUUUAACAGAACCAAAGCUUCUCUUCAAGCUAUGCUUGCAGGAUUGUUUCCUCCCUCAAAAGACUUAAUAUGGCUAGAAGGGCUCAAUUGGCAACCGAUUCCAUAUACUUACGUAGAUAGAUCCUUAGACAAGGAACUAUUUUGCUUCGGUUGUUCAAACUGGGACAAAAAUUUCGAUGGUUAUUUGCACGGCAGCAAUGGAAAACCUUUGAUCGACUCUUAUAGGAAAACUUUCGAUUAUCUAACAGAGAAAACUGGAGAAAACUACAAUGAUCUCGUCAAAACUUAUUAUCUGUAUUUUGGAUUGGAGAUACUUGAAGAACUAAAGUAUGCUUUACCGGAAUGGGCAUCUGAGGUGUAUCCGUAUCCAAUGAAGAAUAUCACGACACUGCACUACAAUGUGAUGGUUGCAACGAAGACAUUGAGGCAGAUGGCUGCAGGUUACUUAUUGAAAAAGAUACUUAGCGACACUCAAGAGAAAAUAGACGGAAAGUUUCCAGACAAGAAAAUGUCUGUUUGGUGUGGCCACGAGAACAACAUUGCUGCCUUAUUGAAGAUUCUCAAGGUUUGGAACGAAGAAGAAAUUGCCUCUUACGGUAGCAACAUAUUGAUGGAAUUACAUUUCAUCGAUCAGAAAUAUGGUUUCAAGAUUUACUUUAGUAAUAAACAGUCUAAUCCUGAUCUGUUGUCGAUACCGGGUUGUGGAAAUUUCUGUCCUCUGGAUGAGUUCAAUGUUUUGGUCAGAAAUGAAAUACCCACUAGUGACGAGAUAUGUGGAAAAGCUUCCCCGGCCAAUAGUUUAAUAGUAAAUAAUUGGAUCAUCAUCUGGUUUUCCUCUAUUGUAUGCUAUAAAAUAAUCUUCUAAUAAAUUUGACAAUGGUUUUAGAAACAGUGGUUGAAAAAAAAUAAAUUGAAUGGCUGGCUAGAACUUUUUUCUACAAUAAUAUAAUCAGUUCGAUCCUAAAUCUUGUUAUUUUUAGAGAUUACUAUUGAUGUAAAAUAUUUCGAAUAAUCAAAAGACUGAAACACUUUUUA
Molecule: messenger RNA, 1402 nt
Organism: Leptinotarsa decemlineata (Colorado potato beetle)
Lineage: Eukaryota; Metazoa; Arthropoda; Insecta; Coleoptera; Chrysomelidae
Product: venom acid phosphatase Acph-1
Biological process (GO): dephosphorylation
Molecular function (GO): phosphatase activity
Source: RefSeq, a predicted model, not a curated record